GACAACGGGAGUUUGCACUUUUGGGAUUGGCGAUCUGGCUACAACUUUCAACGUCUCUCAGCCAAGGUCCAGCCCGGUAGUAUCGACUCAGAGGCUGGCAUUUUCGCACUUGCCUUUGAUCGGAGCGGGUCUAGGUUGAUAAGCUGUGAGGCAGACAAAACAAUUAAGGUGUUCAAAGAGGAUGAGACCGCGGUACGUUCCCCUUGUGCUUUUGAUCAUAAUUGGCUUUGA
Molecule: messenger RNA, 231 nt
Organism: Protopolystoma xenopodis
Lineage: Eukaryota; Metazoa; Platyhelminthes; Monogenea; Polystomatidea; Polystomatidae
Source: the annotation of a GenBank genome assembly